UGCCCGUGCAAACAAGUGCUGUUUUGAUGAUCACAACAUUCCAAACAUUUCGCUGCUGCAAGCUCACUUGCAAACUUAUCGCAAUUGGCAGUAAAUUGACAAAAAGAUGAGCGCAGCGGGAGCAACUAGUUCAAAACGAGAGGCGGAAAACCCUCUGCCCAUUGCCCUGCUGCCAGUUUGUGUGCGCCUAGAGCUUUGUGAGCAUCUGGAUGCAUUAGACGUGUGGAAACAGCUGGCGACAUUCGUCAAACUAUAUCCUCAAGAUGUGAACUACAUACAAAAACAGCUACAACGAGGACAGUCACCCGCCAACGAAUUCCUCAACAUCUGGGGUGGACAAUACAAUCAAAACAUGCACAGUCUGUUUGCGCUCUUCCACAAUAAUAAACUGCGCAGUGCGAUGUUGAUCAUUAAAGACUAUGUAGACGUGAAGCUACACAAGUAUAUUGCGAAGACUGUGGAUCGGGUGCCGAAUACUCAAGAGGUGCCUAAUACACGCUCCAAUAACAAUGCCAGCGAAUCAGGAGCAAUCGAUGCUCCUCAUAAUCGGAACAACAAUUUAGAAUCUUCAGAUGAUAUUCGCGUGAGUAGCGUGCAACGUGCCGCUGAGUCGCUGCUGCAAAUUGACUACGCAGAAUUGGUGGCAGCAACGGACAACUGGAAUCCAGAGAAUAAGCUGGGCAACGGUGGAUUCGGUGAAGUCUACAAGGGCGAAAUAAUGAACUCCUUCAUGGCCAUUAAAGUGAUGAAUUACGUGCACAAGCACAGCAACAAAACAAAAGUCCAUCUGCAGCAGAGCUACAAUGAGCUAAAGUACCUGAAUACUCUGCGACACGACAACAUUCUGGCCAUCUACGCUUAUAGCAUCAAUGGCGAGAAACCCUGUUUGGUGUAUGAACUGAUGGCGGGCGGUUCCCUGGACUCCAGACUAAGAGCGCAGCACACAAAGCCUCGUCGAGCGCCGCUGACGUGGCAACAGCGUUUGUUAAUUGCUCUCGGCACAGCCAAGGGAAUCUACUUUCUGCACAAGGCACGCGUAAUUCCUUUGAUACAUGGCGACAUUAAGCCCGCCAACAUACUACUGGAUGACAAGGAGAAGCCCAAGAUCGGUGACUUUGGCUUGGCACGUGAAGGUCCCAAGUUCAUCAACGAUGUGACCAAAGUGAACAAAGUGUUUGGCACUCGCAUCUAUUUGCCACCAGAGUUUCUGAGUUCCAAGGAACUCAGCACCGGCGUCGACAUUUAUAGUUUUGGCGUUGUGCUGUUGGAAAUGUUCACAGGUCGCCUGAUGGCCGAGUGCACACAUCAAGCGGAUCAGCAACUGUUGCUGAAAUCGAUUAAGAAAACCUGUCAUCCAUCAGAGAAUCCAACUCGCAGCGAUAUAUUUGACAAGAAUCUGGUGACGCCGAUGGGCGAGGAACUGGAUAAAUGUCUGUGUGCCAUCGAUUUUGGGCUUAAGUGCACUGCUUUCAAUGUGCAGCAGCGACCUUCAAUGGCUGAAGUUGUCACGCACUUUAAAGCAUUCGAUUGA
Drosophila albomicans is the source of this 1531-nucleotide messenger RNA. It is a transcript of the gene pll, whose product is annotated as serine/threonine-protein kinase pelle. Gene Ontology annotation, biological process: signal transduction; protein phosphorylation. The transcript is spliced from 3 exons. The record is from RefSeq and is a predicted model, not a curated record. The coding region runs from base 107 to 1531 and encodes 474 amino acids. Gene Ontology annotation, molecular function: ATP binding; protein kinase activity; protein binding. Lineage: Eukaryota; Metazoa; Arthropoda; Insecta; Diptera; Drosophilidae.